Messenger RNA from Sardina pilchardus (European sardine), 3828 nucleotides. It is a transcript of the gene amph, whose product is annotated as amphiphysin. The record is from RefSeq and is a predicted model, not a curated record. The transcript is spliced from 25 exons. Lineage: Eukaryota; Metazoa; Chordata; Actinopteri; Clupeiformes; Clupeidae. Gene Ontology annotation, molecular function: protein binding; phospholipid binding. Gene Ontology annotation, cellular component: synaptic vesicle; plasma membrane; cytoplasm. Bases 29 to 2521 code for a protein of 830 amino acids. Gene Ontology annotation, biological process: synaptic vesicle endocytosis.
AGCGUCCCUUUCAGUUUCAGUACCAGCCAUGGCCGAAAUUAAAACGGGCAUUUUCGCCAAAAACGUCCAGAAACGGCUCAAUCGAGCCCAGGAAAAGGUGCUGCAGAAGUUGGGGAAGGCUGAUGAGACAAAAGAUGAGCAGUUCGAACAGACUGUUCAAAACUUCAAGAGACAGGAGUCUGAGGGCGCCCGGUUGCAGAGGGAGUUGAGGGCUUAUCUGGCAGCUGUAAAAGCUAUGCAACAGGCCUCCAUGAAUCUGACAGAGUCUCUCCAUGAAGUCUAUGAGCCAGACUGGCAUGGGAAGGAUGAUGUCAUGACCAUUGGGAAGAACUGUGAUGAACUGUGGGAGGAUUUUCAUGAGAGAUUGGUGGACUCCACAGUCAACGCGCUGGAGAACUACCUUGUACAGUUUCCAGAUCUCAAGUUGCGUGUAUCAAAGAGAGCUAGAAAACUGAUCGACUACGACAGUGCCAGGCACCAUGUUGAGACCUUGCAAGCAUCCAAUAUGAGAAGCGAGAGGAAGACCAUGAAGGCAGAGGAGGACUUGAAAAAGGCACAGAAGGUGUUCGAUGAUCUCAACGUCGGCCUGCAAGAUGAGCUCCCGACUCUGUGGGACAGCCGAGUUGGAUUCUACGUGAACACAUUCAAGAGCAUCACCAGCCUGGAGGCCAAGUUCCAUCGAGAAAUAUCUCUGCUAUGUCACAAGCUCUAUGAGGUGAUGAAUAGGCUGGCUGAGCAACAUUCUGACAAGAUGUUCACAAUCCAGGGAGCUCCCAGUGACUCGGGUCCACUGCGGCUGGCGCGGACCCCGAGCCCUCCGGACGACUCUCCUCCUGAGAGUCCAGACGCCAGCCCCAACCACAUGCUGAGGCCCACCUCCCCUGGCCCGCCCCGACCCAAGUCCCCCUCACAGCCCAAGAAAGGACCUCCCGUGCGGCCCCCACCAAUGGCCACCCCCACCCCCACCCCCACCAAAGAGGUUCAGCAGGAGCAGAUCAUUGACCUGUUUGACAGCGCCUUCCCUGUACCUGCACCCUGCAUCCAGCCUAACGAGAGGCCUGGCGAGUCUCUCCUGGACCUGGACUUUGAUGCGUUCCCCACUACUCCCGCCGGGCCGUCCACAGCUCAGAACUUACCCUGGGACAUGUGGACGGGAAACGCUGCUGCAGCUGCACAGCCUCAGCAGCUGGACUCGGGGUCGUGGGCCGAAGGAGCGGCGUCCCAAGGGGGCGGGGAGGGCGAGGCUAGUGCCAGUGCCAGCGCUAACUCCUCACUCCCCUCCGCCUUCCCUGACCAGGCUGGCGACACGGGCUUCACCGCCGACUGGAGCGCCAACUUCGCCGCCGGCUUCGGCGCGUCCGCCGGCGGCUCGGAAGGCACCGACCCCUUCGCCGGCGCGGCGGCCGACCCCUUCGCAGGCGCUGACGGCGCGGCGGCCGACCCUUUCGCUGGCGCGGAGGGCGCGGCCGCACCGGCGGCCGACGGAGGAUGGCCCCCGGCGAGCGGCUGGGGGGCCGCGGAGGCGACGGAGGCGACGGAGGCCGCGCAGCCCCCGGCGGCGGAGGAGGAGACCGCCGGAGGAGACGAGGUGGCCAACAAUGCUUUUAAUGGAUUUCCUCAGACGGACAGUGCUGCCCCUGCCUUUGCUGCAGAUUUUGAUAAGAUGGCGGAGGGCGCUGCGGCUGUGGUGGCCACUGAGGCCCCUGAGGCGAGCGAGGGGGCCGAGGGCAAGGUCACGACCCCACCUGCCCCCGCCGAGGCGGCUGAGACCGCUGAGACCGCCGAGACCGCGGCUACCAGCCCCCCAGGAGAGAAGGCCCCAACGCCUGCAGAGUCACCGGUGUCGGCUGACAAUGUGGAGGGGCCCCAGGCUGAGGAAUCUGCUGCAGUACCAGAGGCAGGGAAGGAGUCCCCCACUGCGGAGGCUCCGGCGUCUCCUGACGACAAGGGGUCUCCCAUUGAAGAGGCUCCGGCUGAGGUGGCCAAGCCCGCGGGCGAGAGCGGUGGCGACGGUGGCGGCGAGGGCAGUGCGGAGCCAGAGGCCGAGCCCCAGCCCAAGCAGGAGGCGGGCACUGUAGAGGUCAAGGCAGAGGAGGCAGCCAGUGCUGCUGUGGCCAAACCAGUGGAGGGGCCAGCAGACAGUGUUUCUGAGGAGGAGAAGAUGCCUAUCCCCUCUGUUGUGAUUGAACCAGCGUCCAGCAACGAGGGAGAUGAUGACCGUGAUGUGGACAUCCUGUCCCCCACCACCACCAGCGACAACGGGGUGCCCCCCACAUCUGGCGCCUCUGGCAUGCCCCCUGGCUUCCUCUUCAAGGUGGAGGCGAUGCAUGACUUUGAUGCAGAAAACAAUGAUGAGCUCAACUUAAAGCAGGGAGACAUGGUCCUUGUGGUCCCCACAUCCCAGUCAGAGGAUCAGGAUGCAGGUUGGCUCACAGGCAUGCGGGAGGUUGACUGGCAUCAGCAGGGGGCCUUGGCUAAAAAAGGACUGUUCCCUGAGAACUUUGUCCAGCGCGUGGAUUAACUGCCCUCACCGUGCUACACACACACACACACACACACACACACACACACACACACACACACACACACAGUCAUACAUACACACACACGAGGCCUCACGCAACCCAAGAGCUCCAGAUGGGGCCAAUCACUCCUGUCUCUACGGCAGGCCAGAAGGGACAACAGCUAACAGAACACUCCAGUCACAGAGGGAAAAUAAAUAUCAAAACACAUGUAAACCAACAUAAAUGGUGAACCCUCGUGGAAACACACAGUAAACCUACUCAAGAGCUUAAUGACAAUAAAACGAUUUAUAACAGAGCAUGAUGCGAUAGUUAUGGUCUUAACCUUCCUCUUGAAAAUCAAGACCUUUCUGUUUUUGUUUGUUUACCUGUAAACAGCAGCAAAUUGAUGUGUGCUUUGUUGGAACUGUGGUGACCUCCACACGUAACCCCUAUCUGUUUAAAGGAAAACUGACGUGAGUUUCCCUCUAACAAACAAAAAAAAAUGACCUUAUCUUCUCUGCACCAAGUGUAUUGUAUUGAUUUUUUCGCUCUGCAGCGAAUUUUAUCAGACUUUGUAGUGAUAUGAUCUAUUUAACCGUUCUAAGUGUUACACAAGACAAAUGUUUCCUUUCAGACAUUUCAGUCAUAAAUGUUACCUUGCAUCAUUGUUAGUGUUCUCUGUAGUUUCAUGGCUGGAUGUGUACGGCUGUGGUGAUGAUGUUUGGCGUACUAUUGACAUUGUCCAAUGACAAGACUUGCUGUGCUCUUGCCAAAUGAAUUGAAGUUCUAAUUAUGAAUAUGGAUAUGUGUUCAGUUACAAGCAUGAAAAAGUGAUUUUUGAAGGAAAAAAAAUUAAAAACCCUGGACCUGGCAAAUACAGCUUUGCAAAACAUAAAAUGUAGCUCCCCUGAGUCCUUGUGUGUCUUAUACCUUAUAUCCAGGAUAACAUAUAUUAACAGAUAAGUCUUUCAGUGGAGAUGAGAAAAUAUCCACCUGUGAAUGGAAUUUUAUGUUCUGAUGAAUUGUAUUUACUGAACUUUAUAUUUUUUAAUCUGAAUAUCACUGGAUUGUUUUUUGUUUUUGUUUGUUUUUUUGUGGGUGGGUGGGAAGACAACAUAUGCAAUAUAUGUGGCUGGUUCAAUGGACAACCAUGGUCUGACUGUUUAGUUUAGCAAGGACUAAGCCACUCCUGUGUUCGUACAGUUAGCCCUCACCAUAGAACAUUUUUUGUGAUGUACAUAUCUGUGUUAAUUUAUCUAUAAGGUGAAUAAAGAAUAGUUAUCAUGGCUAUAUGAAGAUGGCCUAUGUGAUGAAUCUCAGUAAA